Eublepharis macularius is the source of this 1360-nucleotide messenger RNA. The record is from the annotation of a RefSeq genome assembly. Lineage: Eukaryota; Metazoa; Chordata; Lepidosauria; Squamata; Eublepharidae.
AUGCUAAAACUACUUUUAUCAACACUAAUACUUAUCCCAACUGCCCUGCUUACCAAAAUAUCACUACUUUUUUCAACUUAUACAGCCUACUCAAUAUUAAUUGCACUAUUUUCUAUUAAUUAUCUCAAUAUGCCACUAAACCUACAAUUUCACCAUACUAACACCUAUUUGGGCCUAGAUAACAUCUCCACCCCACUUCUAAUUUUAACUACUUGACUAUUACCCCUUAUAACAAUAGCUAGUCAACAACACCUUACUAACCAACCACCCAAUCGAAAACGGCUCUUUUUAGUAACAACUGCGCUACUUCAAGCAGUGUUAAUCAUAACAUUCUCAUCGACUAAUUUAAUUUUAUUCUAUAUUAUAUUUGAAGCCACAUUAACUCCAACAUUAAUCCUAAUUACACGUUGAGGAAAUGAAAUAGAACGACUAAAUGCAGGAACUUAUUUCCUAUUUUACACUAUUACCGGAUCCCUUCCUCUUUUAAUUGCCCUACUUGUACUCUAUACAAAAACACAUAUUUCAACUAUAACAAUAUUUUUAACAAGUCUAGAACCAAUAAAUACCUGAACUAAUACAAUAAUAUGAUUAGGCUGCCUUAUAGCCUUCCUAAUUAAAAUACCGCUAUACGGCCUACACCUAUGACUUCCAAAAGCACAUGUUGAAGCCCCUAUUGCUGGAUCUAUAGUACUAGCUGCUAUCCUAUUAAAACUCGGAGGUUAUGGUAUAAUCCGCAUUCUCCCAAUCCUAACUCCCACUACUCAAACAAAGUAUAUUCCAUUUAUAGAACUCGCCCUUUGAGGUAUAAUUAUAACAAGUCUUAUCUGUCUACGACAAACGGACUUAAAAGCAAUUAUCGCUUAUUCAUCUGUCAGCCACAUAGGCCUAAUUACAGCUGGACUACUGAUUCAUACUCCAUGAAGUAUUACUGGAACAAUAAUUUUAAUAAUCGCUCAUGGCCUAACUUCCUCACUACUAUUCUGUCUAACUAAUAUAAACUACGAGCGCACACACACACGAACCUUACUAAUUGCCCGAGGCAUUAAAAUAACUAUACCUUUAAUAGCAACCUGAUGGCUAAUAGCAAAUUUAUCAAAUAUAGCACUCCCCCCAACAACUAAUCUAUUUGGAGAACUUAUAAUUAUCUCCAGCUUAUUUAACUGAUCCUAUACAUCCCUAAUUCUCACCGGUACUACUACACUACUUACAGCCAUCUACUCUCUCUCUAUUUACUUAACAAUCCAACAUAAUAAAACACCAAAUGAUCUAAUAUACCAACCCCUCCAUACACGAGAACACCUCCUAAUUACCCUUCAUCUAAUCCCCCUUUUUUUACUAAUUACAUCACCAAAAACAAUAU